UGAUGUGUGGGCAGCGUGCACUCCGUCGCGUCACUCCAACAUGGCGGCGCCCCAUGCUGCUGUCGGAGUGGAGGGGCAGAGCGGGGAAAGCCAACAAAUUCUGCCAGAUUCCUCUGCCGGAGAGGCGAAACGACCUCAGUUCGGGACGCGGUUCCUCACAGACCCGCGUCAGGUCUUCCAACACAACGCAUGGGACAAUGUGGAGUGGACAGAGGAACAAGAGGCAGCUGCAAAGAAGAAGGUCCUAGAAAACAGUCAGCCACUGCCUCCAGAGAAACAAGAAGAAUACGACAGCCGGGCAAAUGAGUACUGGAAUGAUUUCUACACAAUCCACGAGAAUCGUUUUUUCAAAGACCGUCACUGGCUCUUCACGGAGUUCCCAGAGCUGGCACCGCAGGGCUGCCUCAAUCACAAAUCCCAUCCCGAUGGCUGUGGCACAGACGACAGUCAGCGGGACAGUCUGGAUCAGGGACAAAGCGAGGAGGUCACCUGUCUGCCUCACACCGACGGUGACUUCCCCGGCUCUUCUGCCACAUACCGCAUCCUGGAGGUUGGCUGUGGUGUGGGCAACACCGUUUUCCCUAUUCUGAAGACCAACAAUGACCCGAGACUCUUUGUUUACUGCUGCGAUUUUUCCAGCACGGCCGUGGAGUUAGUCAAGAUUAAUCCCGAGUAUGACCCUGGGCGCUGCUUUGCCUUUGUUCAUGACUUGAGUGAUGUUGAAGCCAAUUACCCCGUCCCCGAUGGAACUCUUGAUGUUAUAGUGCUAAUCUUCGUGCUAUCAGCUUUGCAUCCUGACAAAAUGCAGGCGUCCAUCAGCAGAUUAGCUCGGCUGCUGAAGCCUGGGGGAGUGAUGCUGCUCAGGGACUAUGGCCGCUAUGACAUGGCACAGCUCCGCUUCAAGAAAGGACGGUGUCUGUCGGAAAACUUUUAUGUCCGGGGUGAUGGGACGCGGGUGUUUUUCUUUACUCAAGAUGAGCUCCAUGAGAUGUUCUCUGCAGCGGGGCUUGAGAAAGUGCAGAACCUUGUGGACAGGAGGCUGCAGGUUAACCGAGGCAAGCAGCUGACGAUGUACCGGGUGUGGAUCCAGUGCAAGUACAGCAAGGCUCCAACGCAGCCCGCUGAGACGCAGGGCUGAGCUAGAGGACUGAGCCCGGCCGGCUUGGGCUUCAAACGCCACUGAAAAACAGGAGCAUCUCUCUUACGUGAUGCUGUCUGUUUGUUUUUUUUUCACCUGAGUAUAUAUGGCAUUGUGAUGGUGAUAAAGGAGAUAAGACUGUAUGUUGUAAAGGCCUUGCAGUGUAUCAGCUGCUCUGAUGUCGAUGGACUUGGCCAGCAUCCUGACGGUGCGGUCUGAAACACACACCCCGAGUUCAAAAAGUGAAAAUGGUCGUUUUCAUCCAACGAGUUCACUGAUGAGGAAAAGGGCUGAUGACACUCUUGUAUAAAUGUUUCUAUUAAGCCACUUGAUAUUUAUAAUGAUGCAGCGUUUUUAAAUAAAACAAUGAAUCGCAUGAUUUUCAAGAAGCCUUCAUAAACCUUGCUUACCUUCAAAAUGAAUAAAACCAAAAACUGUAAACCUUU
Messenger RNA from Myripristis murdjan (pinecone soldierfish), 1584 nucleotides. RefSeq names its product methyltransferase 2A, methylcytidine (gene mettl2a). NCBI's taxonomy places the organism in Eukaryota, Metazoa, Chordata, Actinopteri, Holocentriformes, Holocentridae. Gene Ontology annotation, molecular function: tRNA (cytidine-N3)-methyltransferase activity. The record is from RefSeq and is a predicted model, not a curated record. The transcript is spliced from 9 exons. Bases 41 to 1138 code for a protein of 365 amino acids.